GAACCAGACUCUGAAGAAGGACAAGAACCAGAUGAGAAUAAAGAACCAGACACAGAAGAAGGACAAGAACCAGAUGAGAAUAAAGAACCAGACUCUAAAGAAGGACAAGAACCAGUUGAGAAUAAAGAACCGGACACAGAAGUAGAAGGAACAGAUGAGAAUAAAGAACCGGACGCUGAAAAAGGACAAGAAACAGAUGAGAAUAAAGAACCGAAUGCUGAAGAAGGACAAGAACCAGUUGAGAAUAAAGAACCGGACGGUGAAACACAAGAACCAGAUGAGAAUAAAGAACCAGACAGUGAAGCACAAGAAACAGAUGAGAAUAAAGAACCAGACGCUGAAGAAGGACAAGAACCAGAUGAGAAUAAAGAACCGGAACCUGGAGUAGGACAAGAACCAGAUGAGAAUAAAGAACUGGACUCUGAAGAAGGACAAGACCAAGAUGCGAAUAAAGAACCAGACAGUGAAGCACAAAAAACAGAUGAGAAUAAAGAACCAGACGAUAAAGCACAAGAAACAGAUGAGAAUAAAGAACCAAAUGCUGAAAAAGGACAAGAACCAGAUGAGAAUAAAGAACCAGACUCUAAAGAAGGACAAGAACCAGUUGAGAAUAAAGAACCGGACACAGAAGUAGAAGGAACAGAUGAGAAUAAAGAACCGGACGCUGAAGAAGGACAAGAACAAGAUGAGAAUAAAGAACCAGACGGUGAAGCACAAGAAACAGAUGAGAAUAAAGAACCGAAUGCUGAAGAAGGACAAGAACCAGUUGAGAAUAAAGAACCGGACGGUGAAACACAAGAAACAGAUGAGAAUAAAGAACCAGACAGUGAAGCACAAGAAACAGAUGAGAAUAAAGAACCAGACGCUGAAGAAGGACAACAACCAGAUGAGAAUAUAGAACCGGAACCUGGAGUAGGACAAGAACCAGAUGAGAAUAAAGAACUGGACUCUGAAGAAGGACAAGACCAAGAUGCGAAUAAAGAACCAGACAGUGAAGCACAAAAAACAGAUGAGAAUAAAGAACCAGAUGAUGAAGCACAAGAACCAGAUGAGAAUAAAGAACCAGACUCUAAAGAAGGACAAGAACCAGUUGAGAAUAAAGAACCGGACACAGAAGUAGAAGGAACAGAUGAGAAUAAAGAACCGGACGCUGAAGAAGGACAAGAACAAGAUGAGAAUAAAGAACCAGACGGUGAAGCACAAGAAACAGAUGAGAAUAAAGAACCGAAUGCUGAAGAAGGACAAGAACCAGUUGAGAAUAAAGAACCGGACGGUGAAACACAAGAAACAGAUGAGAAUAAAGAACCAGACAGUGAAGCACAAGAAACAGAUGAGAAUAAAGAACCAGACGCUGAAGAAGGACAACAACCAGAUGAGAAUAUAGAACCGGAACCUGGAGUAGGACAAGAACCAGAUGAGAAUAAAGAACUGGACUCUGAAGAAGGACAAGACCAAGAUGCGAAUAAAGAACCAGACAGUGAAGCACAAAAAACAGAUGAGAAUAAAGAACCAGAUGAUGAAGCACAAGAAACAGAUGAGAAUAAAGAACCAAAUGCUGAAAAAGGACAAGAACCAGAUGAGAAUAAAGAACCAGAACCUGGAGUAGGACAAGAACCAGAUGAGAAUAAAGAACUGGACUCUGAAGAAGGACAAGACCAAGAUAGGAAUAAAGAACCAGACAGUGAAGCACAAAAAACAGAUGAGAAUAAAGAACCAGACGAUGAAGCACAAGAAACAGAUGAGAAUAAAGAACCAAAUGCUGAAGAAGGACAAGAACCAGAUGAGAAUAUAGAACCGGACUCUGAAAAAGGACAAGAACCAGAUGAGAAUAAAGAACCGGACACUGAAGAAGGACAAGAACCAGAUGAGAAUAAAGAACUGGACUCUGAAGAAGGACACGAACCAGUUGAGAAUAAAGAAGCGGACAGAGAAGCACAAGAAACAGAUGAGAAUAAAGAACCGGACACUGAAGAAGGACAAGAACCAGAUGAGAAUAAAGAACCAGAUGGUGAAGCACAAGAAACAGAUGAGAAUAAAGAACUGGACACUGAAGAAGGACAACAACCCCAUGAAGAACCAGAGACUGAAGAAGGACAAACAGAAGAGGGAAAAGAGCUAGAGAGUGAAGGCCAACAACUAGAUGAGAGAAAAGAACAAGACGACGAAGGACAACAACCCGAUGAGAAUAACGAACCAGAAACUGAAGAGGGACAACAGCCAGAUGAGAGAAAAGAACAUGGGGUUGAAGAAGGACAACAACUAGAUGAGAAUAAAGAACCAAAGCCUGAAGAAGGACAAGGAGACCAAAAUAAUAAUGAAAAUCCUGAUAAAGUGAUAGCACCAACACUGAAUCCUAUAAACUGGAUGGCAUCCUUAGCUGAUGACAAGAGGCUCUACUCCAUUACAAUCCCAGGCACACAUGAAAGUCUCACUUAUGAUGGGCUACUCCUUUACAGGUGCCAGGAACUUGAUUUACAAACUCAGCUUAGUGCUGGUGUGAGAUUCUUUGAUAUGGAGUUGAAGACAGGGAUUAUUGAUAAAACCACCCUUUAUGUCAAGAUCGGAAAUAUCUUCAAAUAUGUCAAGUUCAUAGAUGUUCUGAAUACUUUUAAAGUAUUUUUAAGUUAUCAGAAGUUAGAAACCUUGCUUUUACGACUUACUCCUGACACAAAUGCUGUUCACCUAGUAAACAACCUGUUUAGUGAAGACAUAAAUGUGUGGAAGGAACCAAACAUACCUUCAGUUUCUCAGGUAAGGGGCAAGAUAGUCUUGCUUCAAAGCUCAACCUUUCAUCUAGGGAUUGCCAGUGGCGUCACAUUUAGUUUUCAUAAUGGAAAACCAAAGGAAGAACAACUACCAGAAAACCUCAGCCAAGCUGGAAAGUAUUGUGUUGGUAACUUGGUUAUCACAGAUACCAGCUCUACAAAUAUAUUUGAUAUGCCGGAAAAAGUAGCAAAGAAAUUCAACACAGUGAUAGAUCACCAUCUAGAGAUGCUUUUACAUGACUCAAAUAGUCCAUCUUGUCUUGGAGUGAUUGCUAUGGAUUUUCCAGAUCAACAGAUCAUCAAGAAAAUUAUUGCUUUUAAUUUAAAAGGAGCAACAAAGUCAUCAUCAAAAAAUGAAAAGACAGAUGUAUAAGGAGGUGCACAGAUGCACAAGGACAGGCAUGAAGCUUGACAAAUUCAGUGCAUGAUUUCUGAAAAGGUGCAAUAGUUCUAAUAUUCCAACCUUAAUGACACCA
This is a messenger RNA of Alosa sapidissima (American shad), 3241 nucleotides long. Its product is annotated as spore wall protein 2-like. Gene Ontology annotation, biological process: lipid metabolic process. Gene Ontology annotation, molecular function: phosphoric diester hydrolase activity. The transcript has a single exon. Lineage: Eukaryota; Metazoa; Chordata; Actinopteri; Clupeiformes; Clupeidae. The annotation marks the transcript as partial. The record is from RefSeq and is a predicted model, not a curated record.